GGAAGGCUCAAAUGCCGAUACUAUCUUCAAGCAGAUCCGUCCAUUGCAUACAGAUCAGAUAUAAGUACAGCUUGCAUAGGGAUACUAAUUGCCACCAGCGCACUUAUUAAACCACUAUGCUUACCACACAAACUCGAACUUACCCGACUGUUUCUUCUGGCAUCCUCCGCCUCAACUCCGACCCCUCUCGCGUCGUCGGGCAGCUUCUGGUCACUCCUAUCCUUACCCAUGCCGACUCCUUCUUUGGAGCGGAGGUAACGGGUGUGGACUGGAGCCAAACCAUCCCAGAGUCACUAGUGAAAGAACUCGUUGCCCUCCAAGACAAGUAUGGCGUGUUGGUCUUCCGUAAGACUGGCAUGGACAACAAUUGUCACAUCUCCUUCUCCCACCAGCUUGGGAGCAAGCUCGAAGUCAACCCGUUCUACUAUGGUAAGGAGAAUGAUCGCGUGAGAGAAGACUACCUUUGGGAUGUUGGAAAACUAUGGCACUCUCGCAAACUCGCCUCACCGAUCAUCUACGCGUCCCCCACUACCGCCGAGAAAGCGCUCAAACCUCCCGCUUUCCAUAAACUCGUUCAGACCGGUCCUGAUGGCCGUAAAGUCCUAUACCUCGCGGCGCACGCCAAGCAAGUGGUGGGGUGGGACCAUGAGAAGAGUCAGAAGCUGAUUUGGGAGCUCAUUGAUUGGUGUACUCAGUCAAAGUAUGUGUUUAGUAUGGAAUGGCACGAUGGGGGUGAUAUGGUUUGGUGGGAUAAUCGUCAAUCCAUGCAUCGCGCAAACCCCUACACGGCCAACAUGACUGCCCGCGAUGUCCGACGUGCAACGGUAAUCGAUGACGGACCUCUUGCGUUCGGCGUGACCGCUGAGGAAGUCGAAGAUGCUGAGAGUAAAGCUUGA
This is a messenger RNA of Cryptococcus amylolentus CBS 6039, 896 nucleotides long. RefSeq lists its product as hypothetical. Bases 117 to 896 code for a protein of 259 amino acids. NCBI's taxonomy places the organism in Eukaryota, Fungi, Basidiomycota, Tremellomycetes, Tremellales, Cryptococcaceae. The record is from RefSeq and is a predicted model, not a curated record. The transcript is spliced from 5 exons. Gene Ontology annotation, molecular function: oxidoreductase activity.